Molecule: messenger RNA, 629 nt
Organism: Didymodactylos carnosus
Lineage: Eukaryota; Metazoa; Rotifera; Eurotatoria; Philodinida; Philodinidae
Source: the annotation of a GenBank genome assembly
CAUCACCAUAUUUAGCAAAGAUUUCUAAUACCUAUGAAUACAUUCUUUGGAAUACAAAUCAAAAGUGUGUUGUCAAUGAUGGUGAUACAAUCAUGUUGACAAUAAAAGAUGUUGGUGGUGAUACUUUGUGUGUAGACGGAAUCAAAGCUGAUAAUUCAAUAAAAGUUGAAUUCCAGUACAAAACGCGAUCGUGUGUAAUCGAUACAUUAAAAUCGACACUGAUAAAUGAUUUAUUAACAAACAAUGAACAAUUAUUAUCAUAUUUACAGAAUAAUCAAAUAGCGAAAGAAAAUUUAGUACUUGUGUUAGAUAAUGAUGACCAUAAAAACCAACAGAUUUUAACAGCACAAGAUGAUGAUUUUAAACGACCAAUUGGAGAUUUUCUCUGUUUGAAUUCCGAACAAAACGAAGUUGUUAAUUUUCGAAUUGUAACAUUAAUAACAAUAAUCAAAUACGGUCAUAAUGAUCAGCAACGGAAAAAAAUGCCAGUUUUUGAUCGAAAUUUAACAUUAAGAGAAAUAACAAACCUCAAUGAUGAUGAAUAUUUGGCUAACAAAAAUGGAAUGGAAAUAAUUGACAUUCAUACAGUGAAUUUGAGGAACACGUUUUUAGUAUUUGAGUACAUCAGU